UAGCUGCCACGCGUCUGGGUCACAUUGCAACGUCGCGCAUUGCAACGUCGCGACGUCGCAACCGCGCAACCCCCCGUUUCACAAAAGGAACACGGCGAGGACACCUUUCCCCCAACAUCUCCCUCAUCGCAUUCCUCGGCCACACAAGUACACAAGGGCCGGACCGACGCCAACGCCACUAAAGCGAAGAACACACUACUCUCCCCGCCGCGCUACCCUACGCACACCACCCACCAUCCUCGGCACAUCGCGUUCCCGGACAAAGGGCGCGCCGUCCCUUCGUCUCACUCUCAACAACCACAACGACGACGCGGGCUUCGACGACAUGUCCUCCGGCAAGUACGACGUCGAGUCGGGCACGCUCGCGAACGGCUCGCGCUCGCUGCGGCGCCAGCUCGGCGGGCGGCGCGGGCGCCUGCUCCUCGGCGCGCUCCUCAUCGGCGGCGUGAUCCUGUACCUCAACGGACCUGGCAGCGCGCCCGCGCCCGCGCGCAGCGCGCAGGUCCACGUCCCCGGCGGCGGAGGGUCGGGCGGCAAGCUCGGCAACGACGAUAUCUGGGACUCGGACUCUGGUCUCGACGACCACGACGCAGCACCGUCCCCCGCCCCGGGCAAGUCGGACCCGCGCCCCCUCGGCGAGCACUACAUUGUCGACAAGUACGGCGACCACUACUUCCCACACCACUCGCGCGACAUCGCGCCCAUGCACCCGCGCAAAACCGACCUCAUGGACCCCGCGCUCCUAUUCCCCGAGGUCGACGACAAGUGGCUCAAGCCCCCCGCGGGCGACAAGUUCCCCGACUCGCGCCUUCGCGAGAUCGUGUCCGAGGAGCAGGAGGAGGUGGCGCCUGUUGCCCCUCAAGAGCUGCCGUCCGACUCGUUUGCCGCCAACUGGAAGGGGCAGGAAGGGUGGGACGCGCCCCGCGGCAGGAUACAGGACAUGCAGUGGCCUGGGUUCAAGAAGGCGCGCUCUGGCUGGGAGACGGACGCGCAGAAGAAGGUCCGCGAGGAGCGCCGCGCGGCCGUCAAGCGCGGCUUCGUCUACGCGUGGCAGGCGUACAAGGACAAGGCCUGGGGUCAUGACGAGGUCAAGCCGUUUACCCAGACGUACAAGGACCCUUUCAAUGGCUGGGGCGCGUCGAUCAUCGACACCCUCGACACGAUGCUCAUUCUGGGACUGAAGGAGGAGUAUGACCUGUGCCGGCCGCACAUCAACCAGCUCAACUUCCACUGGAUCACCGGACGCGACUGGAGCAGGGGGUACGUCGCGCCAGAGUCUGAGGUCGACAGCAAGGGCAAGCCGUGGAGCAUCCAGCGCGACCGCACGACCGGCAUGAUGGUGUUCGAGACGGGUAUCCGCUACCUCGGCGGCCUGCUCGGCGCGUACGACCUGACGGGCGACAAGCUGGUGCUCGAGCGCGCCGAGGAGCUCGCGGGUAUCCUCGGCAAGGCGUUCAACACGCGCUCCGGCCUGCCCCAGGGCAGCCGCUUCGACCCGGGCCAGGAGGGCGGCGUGUACUCGCUGCAUGCCGUCUCGCCUGCCGAAGUCGGCAGCAUGACCCUCGAGAUGACCCGCCUCAGCCAGGCGACGGGCAACCGCACCUGGUACGACCUGGUGCAGCGCGCCACCGACUACCUCGACGAGCAUGUCGCCCCGCGCUCAAAGUACCACCCGCUCAUCCCCAUGCACUUUAUCCCCGACUCCAAGACGCCAAUCGACGGCUCGUAUUCUUUCGGCGCCAUGACCGACUCAUACUUUGAGUACCUCAUCAAGCAGUUCAAGCUCAUCGGAGGCGGCCGCCUCGGGCACCAGUACAAGCGCCUGUACCAGGACUCUAUCGACGCUGCACGUCGUAUCCUGUGGGCCGAGGUUGAUAUCCUCGACAAACACGACCUUUUCACCAUCGGCAAGCUCGAGGGCGGCAAGCUCAAGCGCGAGGUUGAGCACCUCGCGUGCUUUGCAGGUGCCAUGCUCGGCAUGGGCGCCAAGCUCCUCGACCGCCCAAUGGACAUGGACUCUGCGCUGCGGUUCACAGGCACAUGCUACUGGCUGUCUGCUGCGACCAAGACGGGCAUCCAGCCCGAGCUCGUCCACUUCUACGACAAGGACGACGCGAGGCUGUGGGUCAACAAGACGCGCGACACGGAGCGCAUCGUCCACGCGCCGGUCGAGGUGCCCGACAAGGACGCGAGAGACUACGACUACAAUAUUAUGUUCCGCGACUACAAGGGCCAGUGGCUGUUCAACGACGACCAGACGCCCGUGUCUGAGAACUCGGGCCGAAAGGGCAGCGAGGCCCUCGAGUACUACCGCUACCUGAACGGCGACGUGCCGGGUGCACAGCGCGUUACGCCGUACUACAUCAACAGGCCCGAGACGAUCGAGUCCGUCUUCUACAUGUACCGCCUUACCGGCGACCGCAAGUGGCAGGACAAGGGAUGGCACAUGUUCCAGUCGUGGAUGAAGACUGCCAAGGUGCCCGGCGGCAUCUCGUCGGUGCAAAACGUCAACGCCGACAAGAUUGUCUACGGCGACAAUAUGGAGAGCUUCAUCUUUGCCGAGACGUUCAAGUACCACUACCUGCUGCAGAGCGAGCCCGACUUUAUGAGCCUCGACGACUAUGUCCUCAACACCGAGGCGCACCCCUUCAUCGCGACCGACGACAUCAAGCCCGGCUCGCAGGGCUUCUGGACGCCGCCCGAGACCGAGCCUGACCUCGGCGUGCGCGGCCAGGGGACUGACGCGCAAAAGUGGAUGCGCGUCGCCGAGCUCGGCCGAUACCGCAGCAGACACAAGCACGCCAUCCCCGACAACCUCCCACCUCCCCCGGAUCGUCCUCCUCGUCCCCAGGGCGGCGGUCGGGUCGCUGGCAUGGGUAUGGGUGGAGGCGGCGGCGACCCCAACAAUCGCCCACAGCCCCCCGCCGACUUCAAGCUCAACCAGUACUAGCACACUCCCCCAUCCACAUCUACAGCUGUAUUCCUAGAGACAAUGCAUCCUUACGACGGACAACCCCAUGCGCGCGCUCGUGACU
Messenger RNA from Vanrija pseudolonga, 3035 nucleotides. It is a transcript of the gene MAN1C1, whose product is annotated as Mannosyl-oligosaccharide 1,2-alpha-mannosidase IC. Gene Ontology annotation, biological process: mannose trimming involved in glycoprotein ERAD pathway; carbohydrate metabolic process. Gene Ontology annotation, molecular function: calcium ion binding; mannosyl-oligosaccharide 1,2-alpha-mannosidase activity. The record is from RefSeq and is a predicted model, not a curated record. Lineage: Eukaryota; Fungi; Basidiomycota; Tremellomycetes; Trichosporonales; Trichosporonaceae. Gene Ontology annotation, cellular component: membrane; endoplasmic reticulum. Bases 326 to 2950 code for a protein of 874 amino acids. The transcript is spliced from 3 exons.